Molecule: messenger RNA, 933 nt
Organism: Penicillium canariense
Lineage: Eukaryota; Fungi; Ascomycota; Eurotiomycetes; Eurotiales; Aspergillaceae
Exons: 4
Coding region: 1-933 (310 amino acids)
Source: RefSeq, a predicted model, not a curated record
AUGAUGACUAUCAUCGCAGUCGCUGGUGGCACAGGCGGCGUGGGAAAGACCCUUGUGGAAAGACUGUCGCAAGACUCGAACUUCCAGGUCCUGGUCUUGUCGCGCAGUCAAGAUGGUGUUCAUGAAGGAGUCCAAUAUGUAAAGAUCGACUACAGCGACAUCCCUUCAAUGACCACGGAGCUGGAGCGCCACAACGCGCACACCGUCAUCUCCGCGAUCGGCCUUGUCUCCAAUGAGACCAGCCAAUCCCAGCUGAACCUAAUUGAAGCAGCUGAAAAGUCCAGCGUAACAGAGCGUUUCAUUCCAAGCGAGUAUUCGUUUGUUCAGACACCCGACCUACUUCCUGUGGAUCCGAGUAUCCAGUACUGGCUCGACGCAGCAGAUCGGUUGAAAGCCAGUGCGCUGAAAUAUACCCGCGUGAUUCCGGGCUUCUUCAUGGACUAUUGGGGUAUGCCACACGCGGAAACAAAUCUCCAGCCGUACACCUUUGGCAUUGAUAUCGCCGGUGGCGUAGCUGCUAUACCCGGGGACGGCAAAGAUGUGAUUUGUAUGACAUACACACGCGAUCUGGCCAGCUAUAUGGUAAAAAUGCUUGACCUCGAUGAAUGGCCUGAAUUUAGCGUCUUUGUGGGUGAUGAAGUUACAUACAACGGGCUUUUGAGCCUGGCGGAGGAAAUUACUGGCAAAAAGUUCCAGGUAACCUACGACAGUCUCGAUCAGGUCCACGCGGGAAAUGUCACCGUCCCGCCCAUGCCCAGUGACAUGGGAUCACCAGAAGAGAUGAAAGAAAUUACAGCAUUGGUGAGCCGGCUUGUAGUGGCUGGGGUGUUUGAUCUGCCUAAAGAGAACCGAUUGAGCGAUCGUUUCCCUGAAGUGCGGCCUAUGAAGAUGAGGGAAUUCCUGGAGAAAUGUUGGGCGGAAAACCAAAAAUAG